UCUAAGAGAAGUUCAAUUCGUACUUUAUAUUUUAUAUUGUAGUUGAGCUUAUAUUAAAACACAAUGGAUCGACUUGGCAGCAAACUGAAGCAAAAGCUCAAACUGAGUGACUCUGGAAGUGUCAAAUUCAGCAAAAAGAAAAAUGACUUGGCCAACGCAAAUAACAACAGUAAUAGCAACAAUGCCAAUAAUGGAACCGCGACACAGAUCAAUGCACCCGUGAGCACGUCUCAGUUCCCUCUCUCCUCCGUAGAGGUGUGUGGACAGUCAGCUGGAAGACCUGGUAAAGUGGGCACUUCUCAGAGAAUCACACCCUCAAAUACCACCUCGGCCUCUGUACCUGAGGACUGUGGGCCUGGGAUCGAACAUCACCCGUCUACUCUCGCCCCUCUUCGGCGCCGGUCGCCCCAGCAGCGAGCAUCGUGCUACUUGCCCGAAACGGCGGAGGGCCGCAGUAUGUGUGACCAGUUGAGACGAGGCGAAGGUGACCCGCUGGGGGCGUACAGCCCGAAUUCUCGUGUGGCCUUGAAGCAGCGCCGUUAUUCUCUGGAGCUCCAGCAGCUUGUUCGCCGCCAACAGCUUCUCGCCCAGCCGCCUCCGCUGUCGUCUGUACCACCUCCGUACCCGUACCCCCGUUCGUCUGCCGUGGAGCCUAGCUUCCUCCACGACUUAGAGCGUCAUAAGCGAUUGUCCCUGCAGGAAGCUCUGUUCUACAAGCGUUUGAGUUCGGGUGGCGAACCCUGGGACAGCGGACGCCCUGCUUCCCUCUCUCAUCCACCGCAGAGGACCCAUGACAGUGGCGUAGGGGGUUUCUUCUUCCCCCCUGCACCAGCGUUGAGCCCCUGCUCUUCUUUCAGCUUGCAGGAGUCCGUGUUGGCGAGCCCUCGGUCCAGUUUUGCUAGCAGUACCGCAAGUGGAGGAGGCGGCGGGAGUCCCAUGGGAAGUCGGUGCAGCAGUAACCGGACGAGCGGCAUCAGUUUGGGCUAUGACACCCGCCAUACACCUGGGCCCGGCCAGCAGCUACAGCUCUCCUCGACCCAACUAGGUGGCGCCACCUCGGGUCAGGUGUACUCUGUACUGGCAUCAGGGAAAACUGGAGUGCCCCCUGUGGAGAUUUGGAGGGAAACAGUGUCUGGAGGAAGUGCGCACGACAGCCGUCACUCGUAUCCGCCUGCACUGAGCACACACACUGCAACCUUCCACCGAGCAGAACCAGAAUGGGGUCCCAUUGACCAGCGGGGAUCAAGAGGUGACGAUGUGGGCGAGAGGGCACGACACUCCGACUUGCCAGGAACCCGCUACCAGCAGGAGCUCACCCGCCUGAUAUUGAGAGAUGCUGCCCUGGAGGGAGAAGCGUUACUUGGGGGUCUGACGUUAAAAGAACAACCUGUGUCUACCACCAUUCUAGCCAGCUCCGCAUCUACCCCAGCCACGGCCGGAGUUCCAGGGAAAUCCCUGGAAGAACAGUCAGCUGGAAGGGAAUCGUCGAUAUCUGCGGACAGACAGGAGUACUUCGGUACAUGUGUGAAGUGUGGUAAAGGCGUAUAUGGUGCAGAUAAUGCUUGCCAGGCUCUGGACAGCCUGUAUCACACCCGCUGCUUCAUAUGCGUUUCCUGUGGGCGAACUCUCCGAAACAAGGACUUUUACAAUGUCAGUGGCUCGGUUUACUGUAAGGAGGAUUACAUGUUCUCAGGCUUCCAGGAUGCAGCUGAGAAGUGCAGUGUUUGUGGUCACCUCAUCUUGGAGCAGAUUCUGCAGGCUCUAGGAAACUCUUAUCACCCAGGAUGUUUCCGCUGUACGGUCUGCUCAAAGGCUUUGGACGGAGUGCCAUUCACAGUGGACUACCUCAACAACGUCUUCUGCGUCUCUGACUACAACAGGACAUUUGCUCCCAAAUGCGCUGCCUGUUUACAACCCAUAUUACCUGCUGAGGGCAGUGAGGAGAUCCUCAGGGUGGUGUCAAUGAACAAAGAUUAUCACUUUGAGUGCUAUCACUGUGAGGAGUGUGGGAAGCAGCUGUCUGAUGAGCUUGGAUCUCAGUGCUUCCCUCUGGAUUCCCACCUCCUCUGCCACUCUUGCCACAUGACCAGGGUGUGUCACACAUAACCCUUCCCCUCACGACACACACUGAAAUGAGAACUAAUGUGCCUGACCAACAUAAACUACUUUGUAUUCAUAUGCACACUAGUGACCACUGUAAAUUGUUGCCUUUCUAAUGUGUGUCUCUUCUAUGGCAACUCUAUUUUUGAAGAUAGUAAGAGGGGAGAAAACACUCUUGCUGAGACAUGAGGUCAUAGUACAUUUCAAAUGCAAAUACCAGCACUGGUAAAAACUAUAUCACCCCCUAGUGGCUGGGAAAUGCAGCAACUGAAUCCUGCUGAACAAAAUAUUUCUAUACAAGUUCUCGGAGUUUAAGAUUAUCACCCGCUUCAUUACUAGAGGGAGUUGAAAUAUCACAGAACACUGUUUUACUCCCAUAUCUACUGUUUGCUGUAGGGAAAGAACAAGGGAUUUUUUUUUUGCUUAACAUUUUUUUUAUAUUUAAUAUCACUAGCAAAGAUUUUGCACUUAAACAUGUUUACCUAUUAAGAGAUUUUUUUUUUAAUAAAGUGAUUGCAAAAGGUUAAAAACAUUCCUGUAUCUGUUUUAAUUAAUAAAUAUCUGUGUGU
Rhinichthys klamathensis goyatoka is the source of this 2669-nucleotide messenger RNA. It is a transcript of the gene ajuba, whose product is annotated as ajuba LIM protein. The transcript is spliced from 8 exons. The record is from RefSeq and is a predicted model, not a curated record. Gene Ontology annotation, molecular function: transcription corepressor activity. Gene Ontology annotation, biological process: positive regulation of miRNA-mediated gene silencing; cytoskeleton organization; response to hypoxia. Lineage: Eukaryota; Metazoa; Chordata; Actinopteri; Cypriniformes; Leuciscidae. The coding region runs from base 64 to 2106 and encodes 680 amino acids. Gene Ontology annotation, cellular component: P-body; transcription regulator complex; nucleus.